Molecule: messenger RNA, 1346 nt
Organism: Arabidopsis arenosa
Lineage: Eukaryota; Viridiplantae; Streptophyta; Magnoliopsida; Brassicales; Brassicaceae
Source: the annotation of a GenBank genome assembly
GUUUAGGCUGCUUAUCACCGGCAAGGGCCGUCUCUGCAUCACACCUGCUCGAUGAAUUUCCCAAGCGACGGAUCUGGGUCUUCCUCAGCUUCAGGAUCGGCGGAUCUCUUCAUCGUCUUUGACGGCAACCGCUUCAUCACCGGCAGCAGGCUUUCCCGUCACCGUCACCAGCAUAGUUGAUUCUACCAUCUUGAAAGAGAGGCAAAACAUCAUGGACAAAGGUGACACUUAAUUUUCAAAUCUGAAAGUCGUGGCUCGUGGGGUUCAUUAAGCAAGACUCAUCUGUUAACACAAUCUAUGGAUAAAAAGCCGUUUGCUUCCGUCGCGAAGCCGUUGAUUGAGGCUUUGAUUCAGGAAGGUGAUUCGAAUCUGCAGAUCGGAGCGGCGUUGUGUUUAGCGGCGUCUGUUGAAGCGGCGACGGAUCCGGAAUCAGAGCAAUUGAGGAAAUCGUUGCCUAAGAUUGGGAAAUUGCUUAAGAGUGAUGGUUUUAAGGCUAAAGCUGCGUUGUUGAGUGACGUCGGGAGUAUAAUUACCGCCGGUGGUGCGGGAACUAAACCGGUUUUGGAUUGUGAGAAGAGAAACGAGGUCUCUUCAGCGGAUCUCUUCGCCGGAUCUCUCGCCGGAGUGUAUCAGCCACUCCUUCUCACUCCAGUCCAGUCCAGCCACUCCUCUUUGAUCUUCUUCCCUGGAACUCUCGCCGGAAUUCAGCACAAGAGUGACAUGUUUCUCUUAGGAAUAUGUGAAGUAUGGCCUGGGCCUUGCGUUUUCCCUGACUAUACAAAUUCCAAAGCACGCUCUUGGUGGGCUAAUUUGGUUAAGGAAUUUGUUUCAAAUGGUGUAGAUGGUAUAUGGAAUGAUAUGAAUGAGCCAGCUGUCUUCAAAGUCGUGACAAAGACGAUGCCUGAGAACAAUAUUCACCGUCGAGAUGACGACCUUGGAGGUGUUCAAAACCACUCAUACUACCACAAUGUCUAUGGGAUGCUGAUGGCCAGAUCAACUUAUGAAGGGAUGGAGCUAGCUGAUAAGAAUAAGCGACCUUUUGUAUUGACAAGAGCUGGAUUCAUAGGUAGCCAGAGAUAUGCUGCGACUUGGACAGGAGAUAACCUUUCAAACUGGGAGCAUCUACAUAUGUCUAUAUCCAUGGUCCUUCAGCUGGUAAGAAUUUCAGGAAUUUGCUGAAUCCUUAUCACAAAAUUAAAGUAUGGAGUGGGAUAGUCAUUUACGAUAACUAAUAUAUCUUGUCAAGCUCUGAUGACCAAAAAGUUUAGUACUCGUGAUCAUUUGCUUUGGAUGAAUUGUUUAUUGUUCAUUUAAAUGGGUUUCUCAAAUAUAUCGACUAGAUCAAU